UGCGCACCUUCAUUUGCAUAUUCACGUAAACAAUCUCUGACGUCACUACGCGUUUGCAGAUGCGUUUAUCCGGCAUUUUUACUGCAAUUUACAUUGUUUAAGGGUAAAUGAAGAUUUUCCAGUAUGAGGUUUGAUGUUAAAAAGGCAAAGGCACGAAAAGAAAAGGCAGAUACUAGAUGGCAGGCUGUACAUAAUGCCCAUGAACACUUGAAAAGAACUGGUGACUCUAUUAGAAAAUCAGCUAAACUAUACUCUAUACCUGAAUCAACUCUCAGGAGACAUAUUAACCAGCCAUAUUUAACUGAAUCUUGUGCAGGUCAUCCAACACUGUUUACAAAGUUAGAGGAACAAGAACUAGCUGUCCAUAUUAAGAAAAUGGCAAGACUUGGUUAUGGUUAUGCCAGAUGGCAGGUGUGUCAGCUUGCCCAGAAUAUGCUCCAGACCAAGGGAAUUGAGACUGUAAUACCCCAGAAGGAUUGGUAUUAUGGAUUCAUAAGGCGAAUGGGCUUGAAUAUACAAAGACCCAAAAAGAGAGAACUUGCUCGGGUCUUUGGCGGGUCCGCUUCUAACAUUGGGGAUUAUUUCAUUGAACUUGAAACUGUACUCUCCAAAUAUAACCUUAUGAACAUUCCUGCUUCACUGUGGAAUGUAGAUGAAACUGGGAUCACCCUAGAUGUACCUCCUCCUAAAAUAGUAUGUGGUAAAGGAGAACAGCCUUUCAUUGUAACCUCUACACGUAGAGCUACAACAACUGUCAUUGCAGCUGGAAAUGCUCUUGGAGAGACCAUACCUCCAUAUGUAAUUUACAAGGGUCAGCGUCUCAGUGAAGAACUUACUAAAGGGUGUUUGCCACAGACUAAGUUUACAAUGACAAAAAAUGGUUGGUCCACUGCUGAAACAUUCAAAGAUUUCUUAGAGAACCAUUUCCUGGCCCAUGUUAAGAGCAGACCGUGUCUACUUCUAUAUGAUGGGCAUGCAACACACAUAACAAAGGAUGUCAUUGAAUUAGCCCAAAAUCAGAAUGUCCAUAUGUUUGUGAUACCUCCGCAUUCAAGCCAUCUUGUGCAACCCCUGGAUGUCGGAGUGUUUGGGCCUUUUAAGGCUGCAUUAGCUACAGGUUGUCACAGGCUUAUUCACGCUGAAGUUGGAAGACAGGUAACUCGCAGUGACUUACCAAAGCUGAUCGCGUAUGCUUACAAUUCAGCCAUGACAGUGCCAAACUUAAUGGCUGCAUUCCGCAAAACAGGUAUAGUCCCCUUCAACCCAGAAGUAUUAACUAAUACUGUAAAUGAUCAAUACCCCACCAAUGAAGCAAAACCAAAAUCUAGAAAGGAAAGAAAAGAUGCUAGAAACAUUAAACUAUUGCUAAAUGAUAUUGACAAAAACGUGGAAAAGCAACUGGAAGAGACCCAAGCAGGUAAAACAAAACAGUACAUCAUCCCAAAUCAUGGAGCUGCUGUUACUGAAUGUGAGUUUGUAGAACAACUGAAAAGGAAAACCGAGGUAGAGCCAAAAGCACAUGUCAAAAAGCCAAAAUCUAAAUCAGAACCUACAUGUAAACAAAAAGUAAAAAAGGUAAAGUCAGUUAACACUGAGCAAGUAGCUACAACUUCUGGAGACUGUAAAUUGAAAUGUGAUCUCAAAAACAAAUCUGACACACCUGAGGUCUUAGACAGCCAAGAACCUGGUCCUAGUAACAUGCGAAAAGAAUGGCUGACCUUCUAUCAUAGUAAUAGUGACAGUAGUGAAGGAGAAGAUGAUGAUGAUGCCUUCUGUGUAGUCUGUGGACAGUUUGCUCCUACUGGGUUUGGUAAACAUGGCCAGUUAGAAAUACUAAAUUGGGCAAAGUGUGACACAUGUUGCGGUUGGGUACACCUUAAAUACUGUACUCUGGAGUCACGACUUCGCAGUAAUGAGCCAUUCAAGUGUCCAAAGUGCCAAUUAAAUUAGUAAUGAGAAAACAGUUAAUUAACACAUAAACUGUUCUGUUUCAGUUGUUAAAGAGUUUUUAUAAUAUUAUGAUAUAAAGUUGACUUUUGUAAUCAUUUGAUAAUGAAAUUUAUUGUUUAAACUGUACCUGAAGUGUAAACAUUUGUCAUUGCCACUAAUAAUAAUUGGAAUGGAACCUAUUAACUCAGUUUCUUUGUUUACUAAAAUGAUAUAAAAAUUCUCAGAUCACUUAUCCCCAAUUCCAAAGGUCCAGAGCACUGUGUGACAUAUCUGGGAUAGUUGAAAUGGACUAUAACUGACUUUCAGUAGGCAUGCGCAGGAAUUAGCCGACAGAAAUGACGUAAUGUAAACAAUAUGGUUUCUCAGUUGGAAGUGAUAUUUAACCCAGUUUCAGGGAGUUAAGUUUCUUUUGAAUGUUGCAAGUUGUAGCAGAAAGGUUAAUUCUUCACAAAAUGAUAAAUAAUUGUUUAUGCAUAUGCAAAUGAUUAAUCUAUACUUCCAAGUUUGUCUUAGGUGCGCCAAAUUACCCGACAGC
Mercenaria mercenaria is the source of this 2485-nucleotide messenger RNA. RefSeq lists its product as uncharacterized. The coding region runs from base 124 to 1950 and encodes 608 amino acids. Gene Ontology annotation, cellular component: nucleus. Lineage: Eukaryota; Metazoa; Mollusca; Bivalvia; Venerida; Veneridae. The record is from RefSeq and is a predicted model, not a curated record. Gene Ontology annotation, molecular function: DNA binding. The transcript is spliced from 2 exons.